This is a messenger RNA of Bathycoccus prasinos, 672 nucleotides long. RefSeq lists its product with no specific name. The record is from RefSeq and is a predicted model, not a curated record. The coding region runs from base 1 to 672 and encodes 223 amino acids. Gene Ontology annotation, cellular component: endoplasmic reticulum-Golgi intermediate compartment; endoplasmic reticulum; COPII-coated ER to Golgi transport vesicle. Gene Ontology annotation, biological process: intracellular protein transport; endoplasmic reticulum to Golgi vesicle-mediated transport; Golgi organization. The transcript has a single exon. Lineage: Eukaryota; Viridiplantae; Chlorophyta; Mamiellophyceae; Mamiellales; Bathycoccaceae.
AUGAUAUCUAGCCAUACACCAGCUCGUACAGCGAAUCUCUUGAGAGUGAUACUUGCUUUCUUUGGGAGCUAUGCACACAGUAUAAAAAUGAUAGUCCGGCCACACUCAGUAGAAUGUUUCACAGAACACCCUGGCGAGUCGCAUGACUUGGUGACGGGUUCUUUUUUUGUCGAAAGUUUGAAUGGAUUUAAUGGGAAAGAAUCGAGCUUUGAUUUGACGGUCACGGAUCCGCACUCAAAAGAGAUUUACAACGCAAUCGGUGAAACAGAACAUAAGUUUGAGUAUCAAGCAAAUACAGCUGGUGUUUACACGGUAUGUUUUACGAAUAUGGGAGAUAGAAGUGAACAACUUACUUAUUUUAGUCACACUGGGCAUCAUUGGGAUCAUGGAAAAGCCACGAAAAAACAUUUAGACCCAGUUUUAGAGGCUCUUCAAAACUUAGAUGCUCAAGUUGCACAAGUUUCGGAAGAUUCGAAAUACCACAAACAUAGAGCAGUGCGCCACGCGCGUACAACCACCAGUACUCAAAGCAGAGUCAAGUUAAUGGCAUUACUAGAAAGUGCAGUUAUGAUUCUAGCUGCAGUUUUUCAGUUAUUUUUUGUGAAACGACUUUUUAGAAAACGAGAAAGCUUUGAUUAUGGUAGAGUUGAUCGUAAUAGAUAUAGUAUUUAA